This is a messenger RNA of Prorocentrum cordatum, 963 nucleotides long. Lineage: Eukaryota; Dinophyceae; Prorocentrales; Prorocentraceae. The record is from the annotation of a GenBank genome assembly.
AUGAGGCCCAAGACUUGGACGGAGAUCGCUUUCGCGCUACUUCCCACCACCCAGUUCCCACUUCAGCUCGAGAUCCUAAGAAACAGGGUGCUCACAGGAAUUCUGCUGGAAGCAGGGUCCCCGUUCGUGGUCACGAGCUGGGGGCUCAAGAGGAGGCCGCAGGAGGCAAGCCUGGAGACCAUGGAGGAGCGCGGUGGCCCGAAGGACGCCAAGGGGGUGGCCGCGUUCAAGGGAGACAAGAGUGGCAACGGCAAAAGGGGCAAUCCAAGCAAGCAAGCAAGCAAGGCGAAAACGCAGGGGCGGCGACGUCGGCAGGAGAACAAGAGUCAAGAGCCGCCCCGCGGGCCACACCAGCGAGGAGGUGGCUCAAGCAGCGACCACGCAGACUGCGCCACCGCGAUCAGCAGCCUCCAGAAGUUGGCGCUCAGGACGGCCCUCGUGGCCAGAGAGCAGCAGCAUCUGCUGUCGGAGCUCUGGCUGAUCCCAACCUCACGUUCGCCAUUCAAAGCGGGAGCGCGGGAAGGACUGGAGCACGCAGUCAGACUCAGGGAAGCAGGGGAGAAGCACAAGCUAGGCCCCCCAACCCGCCCACGUCGCAGUUGCUACGAUCGGGAGAUCAAGAAUUGCCUGACAGAGACGAUGAAGCAGGGAGUGCCAGACAGAGCGCUGGAACGGGGCCACGAGGCGCUGGCGCACUGGCUCGACCUGGCGCACCACGAGAGGGGGAUGGAGUUCGUGACGGAGACGCUGAAGAUGUUCAAGAUAGCGGAGGCAGGAGGACGACGAGAAGGGCAAGGGGAGCUUCUGUACAGCAUCGAGCCGCUGCCGAGCAUCCGCGCGGCCAUGCGGGUGGAGAGGAUCGCGAAGAUGACGCGGGGCGCGGAGGCGACCGGCCACGGGCCGGGGGCGGGGAUCGAGCGCGCGGCGGAGAGGCAGCUGCAGAGCCAGAACAAGAGCAAGUAG